UCUGAUGUUUAUUAAUUUUACCUGCAUGGCUAAUGACCAACGAAGCCCUUCUGAUAUCGUCUGCAAUGGAUUCUUUAUAUCGAUAAUACUCUACAGUAAACUGACCAGUUGAGCAAGUUUCUGGUUCAAACUCUCCUCUCCCAAUUUGUAAUAAAAGCUUUUUGUAACCGAGUCUUUUAAAAACCUGGAACAUAAAGAUAAACCAGUUUUUUUACAGAUAUCGGGAAUUAUUUUCGGGUAAACAAGAAGGAAUAGCACUUCUCUAACUACUACCUCGCAUAUAGUAGGACUUGAAGCUGUUUCAACGAGACGAUCAAAACUUGUAGUGCCAACAGUGACAAAAACAAGAUUUUGCUCGUCCGCCAUGUUGUUUGUUGCGAUUCACUUGACCAGCGGAUUGUUUACCCGACAGAGGGACACCUCGCCUCGCUUCAGAGUCUCAAGCCUCGAUCUGAAGUCAUGCCUCGAUUUCGUUAUGUAAAUUAGUUCACACGAAGAAAAGGUGGUCGAAAAAUGAAGUCUGGCGAAAGAUGACGGCCGAAAAUAAGAAGGAAUUUUCCCCAUCUACCUGUGUUUAUACKAGCUGUUACUGUGAAGAAAAUGUUUGGAAACUAUGUGAAAGAAUAAGAGACGAGGGAACCACUGAUAUCAAUGAAUAUAAUGUUGUUUUUAUAUCAAAUCAUGGAAGACAUGUACCCYUAUGGAUGCAGAAAUCUGCUAAAGACACUCUAGCUCCUGUUGUGUGGGACUACCAUGUAAUUUUGAUAUGGAAAACAUCAGAUGGUCGUGUCCUUGUUUAUGACCUGGACUCCAUACUUCCAUUUCCUUGCGUCUUUGAUCAGUUCAUUGAACGAGCAAUUCAAAGUGAUAAACAGCUUAAAAAGCAGUUUCACAGGAAGUUUCGAGUUAUACCAGCAAGAACAUUCUUGCAACRUUUUGCAUCAGAUAGAUCCCACAUGAAGAAACCAAAUGGAGAGUGGAUUAAAGAUCCGCCAGCCUACCCACCUAUCAGAACAACUGAAUGCRUAAUGAAUUUAGAUGACUUUAUCGAUAUGACRCCGCUCACUGGAGAGGGAGAGGUCAUGGACUAUAAAUCAUUCGUCAAGCAAUUUUCUGGAACAUAAGAGAAGACACAAGACAUUUUCUAUAAAACUAAAUGCUAAGAAACAUCAGCUAGAUAAGUUCUUUCUUUCUCAAUCACCUUGAUAUCAAGUCACUUGGAACUAGCCUACUCCYUUCACAUCUYUUCUUUCUCCUGUGRGAUUCCUUUGUAAURGUCAUAUUGACUGUUAUAGACUAGCGCCYYUCCUCUCUUGCUCUUGCUUUCAUAGACCUUUUCUGAAAUACAAAAUCUGAGUUUCACAACAAACAACACCAUAUUUGGCAACAUGAACCGAAGAUGUUAGUACUGAAUCUAGACCACAAUGCAAUGCAAACUGCUAUCUCAGAAAAGGCCUAUUCUCCCUCUUUUGCUAGCUCCCAGAAAAAAGACAGGAAGCCCAUGACUCGUAUUUAUGAUUGUGGAGGUAACAGUARUAAACAUUUCUUGAGCUCUAGGCAAACAGCUAUUUUGUCCACCUAAUUUGAGUCUUUAGGAAUUUAUAAGAGCCUGUAAUUGCAUACAAAUUGACAUGAAAACGAAGCACUAUAACCACUCAUUAAGGUCUUGGGUUGCCUGUGCUGGUCCGUACACAGAGCUAAAUUAUAUUUAACGUUUAGCAGCGUAGGUUAAAAAGGUAACACGGUUUUUGCUGAGUAAAUCAACCAGCAUAUUAACACUAUAAUUAUUUUCAUCUUCAGUUCAAUUUAGAUACCUAGCUUUUUUCACUGAAUUUGUGUUAUAAAAGAUACACUGAAAGUUUAUCCAACAUGAAAAAUAAUUUGUAAAUGAUUUCACUAGGACAUGUAUAUAAAGUAUUGUUACUUUAAAGUUGA
Exaiptasia diaphana is the source of this 1935-nucleotide messenger RNA. RefSeq names its product protein N-terminal glutamine amidohydrolase. Lineage: Eukaryota; Metazoa; Cnidaria; Anthozoa; Actiniaria; Aiptasiidae. The transcript is spliced from 7 exons. Gene Ontology annotation, cellular component: nucleus; cytosol. The record is from RefSeq and is a predicted model, not a curated record. Gene Ontology annotation, molecular function: protein-N-terminal glutamine amidohydrolase activity; protein-N-terminal asparagine amidohydrolase activity. Bases 531 to 1124 code for a protein of 197 amino acids.